Piliocolobus tephrosceles (Ugandan red Colobus) is the source of this 2391-nucleotide messenger RNA. It is a transcript of the gene LY86, whose product is annotated as lymphocyte antigen 86. Lineage: Eukaryota; Metazoa; Chordata; Mammalia; Primates; Cercopithecidae. The transcript is spliced from 6 exons. Gene Ontology annotation, biological process: innate immune response; positive regulation of lipopolysaccharide-mediated signaling pathway. The coding region runs from base 281 to 811 and encodes 176 amino acids. The record is from RefSeq and is a predicted model, not a curated record.
AACACGGCUCACUUCUCAGCGCUACUGCCUCUGCCUCAACUUCGGAGACCACAUCUGCAGCUCCCAAAACAAGGCCUGUUCUGCAGCUGGACAAUUCGCUGCUAAAAUCCCAAACCGAAGAGCAGAGCCAGAGCCAGAGGAGACAAAAGUGACAAUAGGGCCAAAGCCUCAUCCCAGAUUCCAAACGUCAUUCUGCAGCCCUCUUGCUAUCAACUGCUGCCUGCUGGCUGCAGCCAGGUCCCUGGUCCACACGCAGCCUGCAUCAGAAGCCUGCAGUGGCAUGGGGGCUGGAGAUGGGAAACAGAUGGUGGCCUGUGCUUUGUCUUUCCCAAGUUUACAGCCUCACCUGGGCUGUUCUGAGGAGCCCCGAGAGGCCCUCACCAUGAAGGGUUUCACAGCUGCUCUCUUCCUCGGGACUCUGAUUUUUCCCAGCUGCAGUGGAGACAGCGGUGGGAGAGCCUGGCCCACACACACGGUCUGCAGUGACAGUGGCUUGGAAGUGCUCUACCAGAGUUGCGAUCCAUUACAAGAUUUUGGCUUUUCUAUUGAAAAGUGUUCCAAGCAAUUAAAAUCAAAUAUCAACAUUAGAUUUGGAAUAAUUCUGAGAGAGGACAUCAAAGAGCUAUUUCUUGACCUAGCUCUCAUGUCUCAAGGCUCAUCUGUUUUGAAUUUCUCCUAUCCCAUCUGUGAGGUGGCUCUGCCCAAGUUUUCUUUCUGUGGAAGAAGGAAAGGAGAGCAGAUUUACUAUGCUGGGCCUGUCAAUAAUCCUGAAUUUACUAUUCCUCAGCUGCUCAAUAUUGGAAGAGUAUGACUCAUGGGAGCUUCUAGAACCAUGGAAUCACACCCCAGGCACCAUCCAGAGCACAGCCUGGCUCUCUUGAACACAUUUCAGGGUUGGGGACUCCGCUCUCUUCGGAAGCUCUGCUCAUUGCUAGAAAGUUGUUCACUUGUAACAAAAGCCACCUCUCAUGCAGGUUCUCUCCGGUGGUCUCACCUACUCCUUCCCUCUGGUUUGUACAGAUUAAACUCCUUCCCCCUUUGGGUGACAGGCAGUUCAAAGAUGUGCCAGCAGUCUCCUGGCCUCCUCUGCCACAGUCCCUCUGCUCUGCUUGUGACCCUCCCACCACCCCAGAGCAUUUUCCUCUCCAGAUUAGUGUCUACAAACACAUCACCGCUCUGUGGCUGCUGGGGUGCAGGGCUGGGGCGCUGGCAGCAAACAAAACCGGCAUGGCUCUUCCACAGUCUUCACAGGACCUGGCUGCCAGGAGGCUUCUGCCAAGCUGACUGCAAAGGAAGGGAGACCGCCUCACAGUGUUGCUGCCAGCAAGGACCCCCAAAGGCAGUCAUUCUUUCUGUGCCGGGGCAUUUUGGUUUUGUGCUGGUGAACUGUGCUCCCGGGGUCUUCUCUGUCUCAGCAUACAACCCUUUCUCCCUCCAGUUGCUCAGGCCAGGAGUCCUAGAGUCACCUUUAACCCACCUCUUUCUCUCCUACCCACUUGCAUGUCCUCAGCGGAUCCUAUCGGCUGUUCUUUCAAAAUUUCUCUAGCACCCAAACCCUUCCCCCACCUCCACCUCUAAUCCAGGUCAUCUUCAUCUCUCACCUGGAUUCCUGUAAUCACCUCCCACCUGGGCUUUUCAGUGAAGCAGCCAGAGGGAUCCUACUGACACAAGCGCCAGGGCAGGCCACCCUCUCCUGACCCCAGUUCCUUUCAGAGUGGAAGCUGAUUUCCCCACCACAGCCUUUGAGGUCCUAAGAGUCUGGCCUCCUUUGUCACCCUAACUUCACCCCCACCGUCCCCCGCUCUCCCUGCAGCCCCACUCGCCUCCUUCUGCCCCUCUAAGGUGGGGCCCCAGCUCAUAGCAGGACUGCACCUUCUUGCGUCUGCUUCAGGUCUUUACCUAAACGUCGUCAUCUCAGCAGGGCCUCCUUUCACCACCAUGCUCAAAAUUGCAGACCAGCACUCUCCUUGACCCACCCAGUGCUUCCAUCCACUCCCUUCCUGCAUGAGUCUUCUCCAUGACAUGAACACCUGACAUACCAUACGUAGUCACAUAUCAUAAGGCUGGUCUGUCUCUCCCAGAGAUGCUGGAAGCUCCACAGCGCAGGGGUUGGCUUGUCUUGUUCUAAGGUUAUCCGCAAUGUCCAGAACAUCACCCAGCACAUAGAAGUUUCUCUGUCAAUAUUUGUUAAAUGAUUAAUUGUACUGUGGGUCACAUGUCUAAUACUUAACCUGUGCCCCUUGCAGGGAGAAUACCAGGUUUUGCUGGAACUGUAUACUGAAAAACGGUCCACCGUGGCCUGUGCCAAUGCUACUAUCAUGUGCUCCUGACCGUGGCCUGUAGCAAAACUCACAGCCAGCUUCAUCUCAUGGGACCUCCAAGCUCCUCUCA